Molecule: messenger RNA, 2215 nt
Organism: Pisolithus orientalis
Lineage: Eukaryota; Fungi; Basidiomycota; Agaricomycetes; Boletales; Pisolithaceae
Exons: 4
Coding region: 200-2017 (605 amino acids)
Source: RefSeq, a predicted model, not a curated record
UCCGGACCAGAUGGCCGUCUCGCGCCGGUAUCAACGCAGCGGACGAGACCGGCACCAGUACAAUGCUAUUGGCGCUUCCCGUUUCUUGCCAACUCCCUCAUCAUUGUCUGAUCAUUGCUUCUCCCCAACUUGGGUCUCUUUCGGACGGACGGUUUUUUUCCUUAUUCGUACAGCGAGCGUCACGCCUACGUGGUGAGCGAUGCGCUACAUCAUCGUAGAUGCAUUCUUGGAGAGGGAGAGGCAAAUACAAAAUGGAAUGAGCGAAUCUCAACUCAACGUCUUCGAGAAAUGCAGAGCUCCGCGGAUGGACUAUUGCAUAUUAUCGCAUCGCUGGACGACAGAGGUAACCUACGAAGAAAUGGAGAGCCUCACAAAAAUAGAGAACAAGAAUGAGAUACGCAGCCGGAGCGGUUAUCAAAAAAUCCUUAGGUGCUGCGAGCGGACCCAGUGCGACGGUCUUGGGCUACUGUGGAUCGAUACGUGCUGUGUCGACUUUUCGAACGUUCCGGAGACCUCCGAUGUCAUCAAUUCUAUGUUCCAGUUGUACCAGAACUCGAAAUAUUGCUAUGCUUACCUCCAUGACACUUCUGUCUUUCCGACAAGACGCGACGACAAGAUGUUCGGAAGGUUCGAUGGAUGGCCGGAGUGGUUCUCACGGGGCUGGACACUGCAGGAAUUGAUAGCUCCGGAAAAUCUUCGAUUUUUCAACAAGGACUGGGAGUACGUCGGCGAUAAGCGAAGUUUGGCACCCAAGUUGGCGGAAAUCACAAAAGUUCCAGUCCGUGUUUUGAGGGAUGGUCUCUCUUCAUACCAUCCUAGCGCCGCUCAAGUUAUAUCCUGGGCUGCUGACAGGAGGACUUUAUGCGUCGAGGACCGAGCAUACUCAUUGCUAGGUCUAUUGGACGUCAACAUGCCGGUAUUAUAUGGGGAGGGAAAGAGAGCAUUCCUUCGUCUUCAGCUAGAGGUUAUGCGGAUGUCAAACGACCAGAGUAUCUUCGCAUGGAAGCACAGCGUGACCUGCAGUGUCCGGUGGACCGGCGGUGUGUUAGCUGAUGAUCCGAUCUUCUUCAGAGAUUGUCACGACGUCAUCAAGAUGGAACCGAAGGAAUUCUAUGAAGGGCUUUCACUUUUGUGGGAGUCAGAUGCAAAAGGACUCGUCACCAGCCAAGGAGACGAAGGAAUUCCCGCAUUCAUCGUUACCAAUGGAGCGAUCCAGAUACGUCUUCCCCUUUUACCUUACUACGGCUGUCCGUCAGUCUUCUUAGCGGCAUUGGCGUGUCGCAAGGAAAAUGACCCACUGCCAGUGACCAUUGGGUUAGCAAGCUUUGCAUCCAACUAUUAUAGAUAUUCCGGUGCAACUGGACCCCUGCAACUACUUCCCCAGUACCGACAACUCUCUCUGGCAUAUCGAGGACAAAGGUCUCAGGCCAUCACAUUCAAGCUCGAUGACAGGAUGGUCCCAUAUUAUGGUUUCACUCGCACUGAUGUGCUCCCAGACGGGGAGUCACUUGCAGGCAAUUCCCUCAGACUGUCGGACACCAGCCCUCUUGCGAUAGUAAGCUAUGUCAAUAGCGCCGUCAAUUCUUCCUUCGCUAUCGCAUUCGGUUUCUGCUUUGGUCAGGACUGGGUACACAUUAUUUGCGACGAACAUGAAGCGAUCGAUGUAGAGAAGGUGCAUCGCAGAGUAUGGAAUACAGGCGCAGAAUAUGCCCGUGUUAUGUCUGAAGUGCGCUUUGGUAAAAGGGGCCGGCCUCACUACGCGAAACAUGAGCCACUCCCUUGUACCAUUUGGACUGUGAAAGUUAUUUGUGGAGGACUUGAGGAUUCGAGCGAUCGCAGAGUUACAGUCGACGUUAUUCCACUCCCAGGAGGUCAUUGGAAGACGCACGAGUGGGAGCCUGUAUAUGAUAUUGAAGAUAAUAUCCAUAUGCCCUGCCUCAUGAAAAAGACAUCUUGGAUCGGUGGACGCUUUGACAACCACACACUGCUAGUUGGACUCGAUUCCCAAGGUGUUUGACCUUGCUCAUGCUCUGCAAGUGGUUGAGUUAGGCGACUAUGGCAUUAUCACAUCCGAUACCAACGGCAUGGGCCACUUUGAACAUCGAGGCAACAUCUUUGAUGACUUCAAGUCACACGCUCAUGAACUUGGCAUAGACCCGGAUGAUCCAGACCUCAUGCCUGUGGUGCACACGGUUCAUGCUCCUUACGAAGGUAG